Messenger RNA from Octopus sinensis (East Asian common octopus), 666 nucleotides. Its product is annotated as heat shock cognate 71 kDa protein-like. The record is from RefSeq and is a predicted model, not a curated record. NCBI's taxonomy places the organism in Eukaryota, Metazoa, Mollusca, Cephalopoda, Octopoda, Octopodidae. The transcript is spliced from 2 exons. Gene Ontology annotation, cellular component: nucleus; cytosol. Gene Ontology annotation, biological process: protein folding. The coding region runs from base 1 to 615 and encodes 204 amino acids. Gene Ontology annotation, molecular function: ATP-dependent protein folding chaperone; ATP binding.
AUGCCAGAGGCCAUGCAACGAGAAUUAUCCUCCACGUUUCUCUUAACAAAGAGAAGGGACUUGUCAGAGAGCCCUGGUCAACCUGGGCGAGGUGAUGAGGACUUCUUCCCCUCUCUGAAAACACGAAUACAUAAGAGCACAGGCAAAGAAAAUAAAAUCACCAUUACUAAUGACAAAGGCUGUCUUAGCAAAGAGGAAAUUGAAAAAAUGGUCAGUGAUGCUGAGAAGUACCGACAGGAUGAUGAAAAGCAAAAAGAUCGCAUUGCUGCUAAGAAUGGCUUGGAGAGUUAUGCUUUCAACAUGAAAUCGACUGUUGAAGAUGAAAAAGUAAAGGACAAGAUAUCUGAAGAAGAUAAAAAAUCAAUAAUUGACAAAUGCCAAGAGGUUAUUACUUGGCUUGAUCAGAAUCAAUUGGCUAAAAAGGAUGAAUUUGAGGCUAAGCAAAAGGAAAUUGAAAAAGUUUGUAACCCAAUUAUUACCAAACUGUAUUCUGGUGCUGGUGGUAUGCCUGGAGGUAUGCCUGGUGGUAUGCCAAGUGGAAUGCCAAACUUUGGUGGCUCAGCCGGUGAAUCGACAGGACAAAGUAGUGGACCAACAAUUGAAGAAGUUGACUAAAUCACUUAACCUGUACCUACCUCCUAAUCAUUUGAUUUGUUUUUUUUUUUA